UGUAUAGUGUCCACGGUUGAAUGAAUUGUUGAAUUACAUAUGUCAAGGUGUUUAUUAGAGAGUGUCGCGUGUGGUGGUGACUUGAAACCUAAGCUACAGGAACCUACAUGGCCACACAGCCAGGAGUUAGAGAGCAGAUCUUCAAAACGUACUGGUGUCUAUGCCGUGAGUUCAUAUGAACCCACAGACAGACACAGAUGUCAACAGAAGAGGAUGCUACCCCAUGUGACGUGUGCAGAUCCAUAGAAAUUGAAAUUGUAGGGAAAAACUCAGAACCAAAUAUCUUCGCACUACACAUCGACAUUGCUAUAUUUGGGUUGGAGGCAACAGAUGGGAAGAAGGAUAAAAGGUUGAAGGUUGUGCAGAAGGAAGUCAAACGGAAGAAGAAGAGGACACUAGAUAAACUAGUGAAAAUAGUAUCAGCCUUACAGAACACUGAUGGUGGAUCAAUAUUGGUACAUUUUAUUGGACAUGACCCAAGCGACAGAUAUCUUGGACAUUUUGAUGAACUUGUAACAUUGCGCUUCACUGAAUUAAUUGGUGAUAAUGGUUUGUACGUAGAUACAUAUACACGUCAGUGGAUCAGUAACUGGAUACAAACUUCAAAUGAGAGCAAACAUUUUCUACAAAUAACAGUAGGGAAGACAAAGGGUGUAUCAACUGUCGACUUUAACACAAAGGUAUCCACUGAUUGUGAAAAAACAAAUCUGUCGGCGUUUACAUUUUAUGACCUCUUGUCCAAAAACGUCUCCAAGUACAGUCAUUCACCUCAAAGCGCAAAUAUCACUGACUUGUCCUCCCUCAACGAAUGCAGGACCACUGAACUGAAGGCUCUUGUAGCAGACAAAGUUGAAGAAUUUGGAACUGAUAUUUCAAAGCUUGUUGGUUACAUUUGGUAUGACCUUAAACUAGGAGUCAAUAUUUCUUCAAUGUCCAAAGUUGUUGGAGGGGGAAAGAUUUUUGUUGGUAUUGGAGAGACGACUGAGUAUGUCAAAUACCAUUCUCUGGAUCGUGAUGACUUGCUCUACAAAAUCAAGGUUCCAGAGAUUCAUGGAUUUGAGCUGAAGAUUGGGAAAGCAGAUUUGCAGAACGGUAUUCUUAAUAAAUACCAGUCAGAUGUGUCUGUCAUGUACCAAGAUGGUACAUUCUGCAAUGAUGUUGCAAACUUAGACAUCAUAGACGUCAAGUUUCAUGACCUUCCAGAUACAUCUCCACCACGGUAUGUGUUAGAAGUUGUGGUGAACUAUUUUGAGGGCAUUGUUUUCUUUGACAAGAGGGGUCCUCGAGCUUACAAAGUGCAAGAUAACAAAAUUGAGAGAAUGCAGUGUAAGGAAUGGGUGGAAAAACUAAGGCGCUAUAUCACGAGUUUUAAAUAGUACGUGCCUGCUCAAGGACCGUGUGAACUAUGUGAUGCAGUGCACAUUCACCGUCCUGUGCUACCCGUACAUAUUGUUUGACAUACUGAAGGUAAUGCACACCUAGUUAUUUAUGGAAUCAUAUUUUACAUGAAAUGUUUUGGGUAGUGCGUUGCACUGCUUAAGAAGCGGAUUUGGUUAUGCUUGGACACAUAUUUCAAUAGCCUGGAUAACAACCAAGAUCUGUUAAAUAUGUCAUCAGAUACAUUCCUACCGUCGCCGUGUCAGUCAGAUGAGGAACCUGUAUCAUCAGAUACAUUCCUACCGUCGCCGUGUCAGUCAGAUGAGGAACCUGUAUCAUCAGAUACAUUCAUACUGUCGCCGUGUCAGUCAGAUGAGGAAUCUGAAUCAUCAGAUUCAUAUGUUUCUUCUCCUUAUCAAUCAUCAGAUGAGGACGCGCAUCCUGAAUGCAUGGCAACACGUGUUGAGACGAACGUCUUACAACCAAAACAUGACGUAGAAAGAGAUGCCCAUCAACAGUUUACACUGACAGAAGAGGAAACGGUAAAAAUGACAAGUGAUGAAUUGAAAGGGCUACACAUCUAUCCACAAGGAUUUCGGGAGUUCUUAGCGUCAUCUCACAAACAUGUGGAAAAGGGCUUAGUUAAACUACUGAGUGAUACACAUACAGUUGUGUAUGGAAACACCUGUGUUUUAGAAACGCUAAGCACAAAGCAGACACCGCCAUCUUCCUUACUCUUUGAUGUUUGCAUUUUUAGGCCAUCUCAGCCGUUACUUUUGAUAUCCGUGACCUCUCAACACGACUCCACAACUGUGUUAUACAACUCUGCUCUAGCUCGUAAAGUGAAAACGUUCAUGCGAAGAGAGAUAAAACCCAAUUUUAGUCUUGUCCAUGGAGUUGUGGAGGAAUCAGAAUUCAAGUUAGAGGAGUCUCUGAGGUCACAAGUAAAUGCCUUGGCAACACAGGCGAUGUGGGUAUCUCUUCCUCAUUCACUCUUUAUGGACCCUGCUCUAUGUAAAAUGAUAACGGCAAACUUCAUUGUUCAUGUUCAACAUGAUACCUUUGACCAGUCAAAGGACGCGGGGAAUGUACAACCAAGUCCUCCACAAAUACAGGAGGCAAAACCCUUGUGCGGGAACGAGUUUAAUUUGAAAGAGGUCAUGCAAUGCAAAGAACAGCUACAAAUGAAUCAGUCAUGGCUCAAACAGACAGAACCAUCGCGUGCAAGAGUCAGUUCGGAAGAGACUGAGUUUAAUCCACACGAUAUUGAACAACUCGGAGACAUCGUGUACCAUCUUGGAGUCUUUGAAAGGAAAGACGUUGGGGGACCUAAAUGUCCCGAACAAACAAGCAGGUCAACCAACCCGUGUGUCUUCCAUGAUCCUAUGAUGCAGAUGGUGUAUAUUCUGAGUGGGAUGACUCUGGGUGGAGCUGAUGAGAUACCUGACAUGGCUGAGGAUUCGUUGGUCAGUUCCUGUGGAAGCAAGAUUUUAUUGUUGCAUGGUGAUGAUGACGCAUUGCCCACAGAUGAAGACAAGGGGCUGCAGAGGCUCAUGGUUGUUUUGUCGAAGAUUGAUUGGAUUGUUCUCUGGAGACGUCUCAGACGCCUGGUGAUGAACACCAAGAAGGAAAUUAUUCAUCUACAAGCUAAAGUGGAAUACUUACAACAAUUGCUACAAGACAACACCAGUUUGAACCAGAGCAGCUCCAGAAAGACUAAAAUUCCUGGAAGAAAGAUCCCUGAUGCUGAUGCUGAAAACAAACCAUUCUUUGUGCACCGCCUUACUGAAGACAAGUGUCGUUUGGCGACAAGAUGUCAAGUUCAUCAGCUGAGACAGUUUCAACAGGGAAUACUGAGACACAAACACAUGUUUGAGAUAAUAAGACAUGGAAUCCAUGCUGAUACAGACAGACGCACUUGUCUGCAAACACGUGAAACUGUCCUGGAGAAAGAUUAUGGGUGUGUCCAUAUGUUUGGAGAAGUCGGCUCACCACGAGCUUACCAUGUUGUGUGUCCUACAUUACACUUUGACACGAGUCUGGUAAACACAAUGUAUUGUGACGUGACUCGUGGAUGCGAACUGGUGAACACGUCGUCCUUCAACACAAGUGAACACAACGAUGCCACCCGACUACAGAACUACAGUGGUACCAGAAGCUCAACUGCCAUCCCGCUCCACCCACCCACCUCUAUGCUCCCUGGGCCUCAGUACUGGGAGUGUCACACCAGGGUGACACCCAGAAAGCCUAUCGGUGCCUGGCUGACUCUGCUGGAGGUCGGUGUUUGUGAAGAGUCCCAAGUGGACACUGGCGUGUGGCUGUACUCGCGGCCCCGCUCAUGGAGUGUCCGUGUAGGGGGUUGUUCCUGGCAUCGGUCUUCAAUCUGCACUUUUGUAUAUGACGGAGAGCAAAAUGUUCACUGUACCCUUGACACUAUGUGUAAUACACCCGACACCUCAGACUAUAUUUCGUAUGGUGUCGUGCUGGAUGUGGUGAGGGGCAGACUUGCGUUCAUUGAUCUGAACAGGGUCGCUGUUCUAUCGAUGAUCGAUGUUGAGUUUGGAGAAGCACUCUGUCCAACGUUUGGUGUUGGGCCCUGGUCAAACGAGUACAGUAUCAGAAUGAAGUUAAUCAGUGGGAAAAACAUCAAACUCACCGAGAGCAAGAAAUCUCUCAUACACAAAGUACUAUCCUGAACAUCAAAGUUAAAUAUUGGUAGCACGUGUCAUGAAGGCAAAUGUGUUCCAAGUUCACUUCAGCAUCUGAGAAAAAUGUUUCAGAGGAAUGAUCCCUGAAAAGCAAACAGUAAAUGUUUGAACCCUGGACCCCAGUUCGUCUAGUCCAUACAUUAGAGCUUCGAUGCUCAUGGGGGCGGUCGGGUAGCCUAGUGGUUAAAGCGUUCGCUCGUCACGCCGAUGACCCGGGUUCGAUUCCCGACAUGGGUACAAUGUGUGAAGCCCAUUUCUGGUGUCCCCUGCCCUGAUAUUUAUGGAAUAUUGCUAAAAGCGGCGUAAAACCAUACUCACCCACUCACUCGAUGCUCAUGAUGUCAAUCACUGGAUCGUCUAGCCGAGACUCGAUUAAUUACAGACCGCCAACACACAGCUGGACUAUUGUGAGUGAGUGAGUUGGGUUUAACGCCGCUUUUAACAUUAUUCCAGUAAGAGAAAGGGCUGGAAAGACUCAGGGUGAAUGCUGACCUUGGGUACAGAAAACACCACCUUCCCAUGUCGUGACGUCAUAUUGAUCAAGGAAUAAUCAACAGCUAUGAAUAAAGAAAUGUUAUCGCUU
This is a messenger RNA of Haliotis rufescens (red abalone), 4668 nucleotides long. RefSeq lists its product as uncharacterized. The record is from RefSeq and is a predicted model, not a curated record. The coding region runs from base 1608 to 4073 and encodes 821 amino acids. The transcript is spliced from 18 exons. Lineage: Eukaryota; Metazoa; Mollusca; Gastropoda; Lepetellida; Haliotidae.